AUGGUGUUAGCAUGGAAAGAAGAACACUUGGAUCUUGUCUUAGUUCCAAGUGGUCUGCUAAUCAUGUUAGGUUAUCAUCUCUUUCAUCUUCACAAAUGUCUUAACUGCCCCGAGACCACAGUCAUCGGCUACGAAAACUACAGCCGGAGGGUUUGGGUAGCAAGAAUCUUGCAGACAGCGAGGUGUUUUGUCCACGCCAAUUUCCUCAUAAGCAUGCCAAAUUGCAAGAUGCCUGUGAAAAAUGUCGAGAGCUCGGUUAUUAAAGGAAGUACCUUUUGGGUUAUCGGUUUGAGGUCGAUAUAUUUUGCGGCCAAUUUGUUGCUCUGGAUUUUCGGGCCGAUCCCAAUGUUUGCAUGCUCGGUUUUCACGGUGGUGCUUCUGCAGUAUUUGGAUAGGAAUGCGGCCCCACUGCCUCGUUUUGGUGAAUCCGAUAAGAUGGACAAGGAAAUGAGUGAAGUUGAUGUAACGUAUUGA
Striga hermonthica is the source of this 474-nucleotide messenger RNA. Lineage: Eukaryota; Viridiplantae; Streptophyta; Magnoliopsida; Lamiales; Orobanchaceae. The record is from the annotation of a GenBank genome assembly.